AUGUCUGUUCCACUCACCAAGGUCGAUUCUGCCAUCGCUGGCUUGUCCAUACAAGACGAAAAGCCACUGGCCCCAACAGAAACGGAAGUCAAGAAAGAGAAGAAAUCCAGGCGACUCUCAUCUCAAGCCGAUGAUGUCUGGAACAUCAAGGACCUAGAGGAGCAAAAGAUUGAGAUCACCCUGCCCAUCGAGACCCAGAAGACUGGAUGGAGACUCAACACUUCACCAAACACCAUCGAGGACAAGGACAUCCUCAAGCUCAAACUUACAAAUCCUCCCGUCAAGAAGAUUGACUUACACUUCCCCUUGGGCCUAGAGGUCACCGCCCGCAACCUAAAGGGCGUCACAAUCAAGGACGCACUAGAAGCAAUCCACAAACAGUUCAAGAAGAAGGCCGAUGAUGAGUUAGAGAAACCCUUCCUCGCUGGCUUCGAGUGGGACAAGGAAGAGUGCUGGACACGGUUCAUUGUGCACCAAACCGACAAGAACACUGCACCACAUCAAAAUGAGAGUGGCAAGAAAUCCAAGAAGAAGAAGAAGGACGAAGAGUAG
Penicillium longicatenatum is the source of this 552-nucleotide messenger RNA. RefSeq lists its product as uncharacterized. The record is from RefSeq and is a predicted model, not a curated record. Lineage: Eukaryota; Fungi; Ascomycota; Eurotiomycetes; Eurotiales; Aspergillaceae. The coding region runs from base 1 to 552 and encodes 183 amino acids. The transcript has 4 exons.